This is a messenger RNA of Effrenium voratum, 2985 nucleotides long. The record is from the annotation of a GenBank genome assembly. NCBI's taxonomy places the organism in Eukaryota, Dinophyceae, Suessiales, Symbiodiniaceae.
AUGGGAUUCGACCCAGCCAGCCUCGCUGAAUGCGGCUCUCAGGAGUGGCUGGAAAUUGGCGAGACCAGCCAGCCGUAUGCAGGCAGGCGAGGCGGGGGCGCCAGCUCCCGCAUCAGCCUGCAGAUGCUGCGCAGCGCCUCCCUGCCCUUGGGCUACGGCUUCCACUUCGACCGGGACUUGCGGCGGGUUGUCCUGCGGCACGUCUCGGGGGUCGUGAUCCAUGGACAGCCGCUGCUGGUGUCCUGCGACGGCACGGCGUUCGACGCCGAGUUGUCCUACCACUACUGCUCACUGGAGGACUUCUGUGCUUUGAUCCAUCAGCACCAGUCGCUCUCCCCGAGCAUCUGGACGCACAGGCACACCACGAAGCGAGAGCCGAGCGCCUUCCAGGGCCAGGAGCUCGCUCGCGCGCUCAAGGCGGAGACACUUUGCUGCGCACCGCUGCGGCAGGCGCCGCCUUUGGGCACUGUGCAGUCGGAGGAGGCAGAUGAUGAACCCCUUCUGCUAGGACGUGAAACGGAUGAGGAAACGGCGCCAGCUUUGGCCGUCGAGCCGCGGGCUGAAGGUGAGAGUGUGGUGAUCCCCCUGCUUCAGCACGUCCCAGAUCAGCAGGAGGAGCUGGCGAAAUUCCUGGAGACCGAAACCAGCGCAGAGGAGAGCCCAAAGCCGGCGCCCAAAGAGGCUCAGCGGCCGAGGAAGGCGAGACCGGCCGUCUCCAAGGAGAAGUCUGUCGUCCAGAUCGCUCCUGCUGGCAAGGCCUUCCUCCUAUCCGCCAUGCUGCAGUGGCGCAUGGUGCGGCCGACGGAAGCACCGCAAGACGUUGGCUGGGAGCUGCCGCUGAAGAACCUGCGCGUUUGGGUGAAGCUCCUUGAAGGAGGCAGCUGGCCGCAAUUGUCCUUCAGAUCAACGCAAGGGUCAGGAAUCACUGCUACCUUUGGAGCCGACAGGCGUUGCACGCUGGUGGGCGAGCAGACAGUGAGGUCAGAGGCAAUCAACACGACAGAGUGCUGUUUUCAGCUCCGGGUGUUCGGCACGGGCAAGUGCGAGUUUAGCCUGGGCGGCUGGCGGGGCUCCCAGGUCAUCGAUGACUUGGGCGUUGGUUGGUAUCACGCCCUGGUGGUGCUUUUUUGCUCGGGAUUGAUGCUGGCAGAUGGCGCCGAGAUGCUGAUGGUCUCCUCCAUCGUUGGAGCGCUGGACGGGGACCUGGAAGCGGGGAAGAUCACCCGUGGCCUUCUGGUGUCCACCAGCUUCUUGGGCAUGCUCCUCGGGAACUUGCUGAGCGGUUCCGUGAGUGGCAGGUAUGGUCGAUGGUGCGCUUGCAUGACGUCGACUGUACUCCUGAGCUUCUUUGGCUUGCUGUGCUCGGUCAUUGAGACCAUGUUCCAGCUGUUUGUCACACAGUUUUGCCUGGGCCUGGCCAUCGGCGUGGGGGGCCCCGCCUCAGUGACGCUGCUCACGGAGACGGCGCCCACGCGGUCCCGGGGCACGGUGAGCAACAGCGCCUCCUUCGCCUUCACGUUGGGCGAGGCUUGGACUGCCUUGGGCCUUUUGCUCUUCAUGCCGGAGCUGAAGGGCCCCUGGCGGCUACUGUGCAUUUGGGGCGUGCUGCCCGCCUUGCUAGUGGCGCCAUUCGGUCUGCUGGUGCAUGAGUCACCUAGCUGGCUCCAGCUGCAUGAGCGACACCAUGAGCUGAGAGCGCUGCUGGCGAGCAUCCGGCGGAUGCAUGGGAAGGACGAGGUGGAUAUUCUUGUGCAGCCCAUGCUGUCAACGUCCAGCUCCGGAACCUUCAAGAUCCUGAUCCAAGGCGAGCACUGCAGGACCAUUGGGCUGGGCUGCACCCUUGCCUUUGUCAUGAACUACCUCUUCUUCGGGACCACGUUUGAUUUUCGCAGAGGCAGAGGGAGACUGGACAUCUCCAUCCAUGGAGAUGCUGGUGGUGGCAGCUGCAGAGCUCGGCGGGAUCUUCUUGGCCUGGUUUUUGCUGUGGCACCCAAAGAUCGGCCGCAUCGCAGCCCUGCGGCUCCUUUGCGUCUUCAGCGCGAUCUUCAGCACUUGCCUGAUCUCCGUGGUCUACGGCCUCUUUGGGAUCGCGGACCCAGCGGCCUACGGCCUCAAGGCAAUGGUGAGCGCCAUGUUUCCAGUGCUUUACCUCUACGUGUCAGAGGUGCUGCCGGUGGCGCUGCGGGCCAAAGGCGUGGGCUUCUGCAUGAGCCUGGGCCGUGUGGGCUCCGUGGCGGCUCCCGCGCUUUACGCGGUCGGCAACCACAUGGUCCACAGCGCCGGCCCUUUCAUCGCCAGCAUGGUGAUUCUUUCUGCAGCAGGUUAUGUUGCGGCCAGCCAUCUGGUGGUGGAAACUUGUGGCAGACCUCUGGACACGCCUUGCCUGGAGAUGACAAGCUGCGGGAGCUAGCUGACGCGGCGCGACGUCUCAGUGGAGCAGCUCUACAGCCUCAAGUCGAUGCAGUCGACCGGACGGACGUGGUCGGAGUGGCAGCCCGGGGCUUAGUUUGGACCAUCGCAGAUUGCUUGAAAGCUGUGACAGUUGCGGGGGGCUUCGCGGGUCAGUUUCUUGAGAGGCUGGGGCAUGAUGCUCUGCUGGACCCGGCGCUCAGCCAGGACCUGGGUAGACUCCUCACGGCUGACUUGAAGGACGCUUCCGGGAUGCCAGUGCUGAGCCACGCCGCGCGCUGUGGGGAGGUGGCAGCAGUAGGGGCUCUGCUGGACGCGAAGGCAAACGUGCACGCAAGAGAUGCCAGCCUGUGUACAGCGCUGCAUUACGCAGCACACGAAGGCCAUGUUGAGGUCGCCAAAGCCUUGCUGCAAGCUUCCGCCAGCGCGUUCGCUCGGAACUGCAGCGGAGCGACUCCGCGGGAUGUGGCCAUUCUUAGGUGGGCACCCCGCAUCCCCGGCGAGGGGGAAGCCUUCGAAGCCGAGGGCGGCGCCUGGUCAGCACGGUUCGCUCAAGAUAUCAAGAUCAAGCACUGA